Dovyalis caffra is the source of this 228-nucleotide messenger RNA. The record is from the annotation of a GenBank genome assembly. NCBI's taxonomy places the organism in Eukaryota, Viridiplantae, Streptophyta, Magnoliopsida, Malpighiales, Salicaceae.
AUGGAGACACCAAAGGAAGAAGUAGAAGUUUCUGUUGAGUGGGAGAAGAUUGAUCGAGUGGAUGAAUUGGACAUGGGACGUGGUGAAGUGGGCUGGGACCGACACCCGUGGUCUUGGUUCUUUGGAUCGGUUAGUGAAGUGAGUCGGUGCUUGUUGUCCAAGAGAUUGGUGGUUACUAACAUUUGGUGUUUUGAUGUUUGGAGCAAGAGGAACGACAAUGAAAUCUAA